Dentiscutata heterogama is the source of this 724-nucleotide messenger RNA. The record is from the annotation of a GenBank genome assembly. NCBI's taxonomy places the organism in Eukaryota, Fungi, Glomeromycota, Glomeromycetes, Diversisporales, Gigasporaceae.
UAGAAGUACUACAUAUAUACAACAACGUCCGAGUGAUCUCCCUGAAUCUAUUCCUUGGCCAUCAGGUCGUGAAAUCGCUGAUCAAAUUGCGAUAAUAACAUCACUCAAUUAUCCUGAAUUCCAUUCACCCAAGCUCCACGGCAUAAAUGAUUCUGCAUUUCCGGAUAAAUUGAAACCUAUCCAGCCAAUUUUAGAAAUAGCUCACCCAGCACAUACUAAAAUGUUGUGUGCUAUACUACAUCCAGAAGAUACUAGUUGCUUGGCAAAUUACUCAAAAUUCAUAGCUAAGGAGGGUAUUACAGCUCUAAAAUUUAUGACAUUAGUGCAUCUUGCACCCUUGCUCUUCAGGAGUAGAGUUUCCAUUAAAAAGUUUAACUUAAUGAUUACUCAAAAUUUGAGUAGCGUUGUGCCAUCGAUAUUUAAAAGUGCAACUUUCAUUACUAUGGCAAUUGCUACUGCAUGGGCUUUAUUAUGCGGCUUUCAAAAUAUUCUUCCUAAAAAAUUUAUGCCUGUGACUAGAAUAUACGCGAACGGAUUUAUAGCCGGUCUAUGGAUCUUGGUUGAAAGCCCAAGUAGAAGGUUAGAUAUCGGAUUGUAUAGUUUAAGACUAUCAAUUGAAUCAUUUUGGAAACUUUUAGUUAAAAAUGGUAAAACUCAACCAAAAAAUAUAACACCAUCCUAUAUGAGGCAGGCAAUACAAACUUUGCUUCAAGAACGUAGUUGA